GUCCCUGAAUUUGGCUUUCGUUCAACAAAUUUCAAGUGUGCAUUAUCCCAAAUUAUGUUUCUUCGAUAAAGAAUCCAAGUACCUAUGUGAUUGAAUUACUUCAAUACUAAUUAGUUAAACAUGAAAAUUGUCAUUCAGAAUGUCGUAUUCUGGUUAAUAUUCGCGUGUUAUAAUUAUUUAUGUUUGGGUGAAAAGGAUCCUGUAAAUAUUGGUGUACUUUUCAAUGAAGAAAAUGCCAAAGAGAAGUUACCAGUGGAGAGCGUUCUCCACAGAAAUAACAUAAUGGAUUCGAGAAUAUCUUAUAAUCACAUGUUUGAAGUCGUCUCUACUGAUGACACCGCAGAAGUUGAAAGGAAAGUUUGUAAAAUGAUGACUGAGGGAAUAGGCGCUAUAUUUGGACCUCCUUCAAAUAUAACCUCAGCAAUGGUGGAGUCAGUCUGUGCCGCCUUAGAAAUUCCACAUAUUCAGAUAAAUCCCAAUAACAAGCCGUUUUCAAAAUAUACCACUGUCAACUUUUAUCCAGAACCUAAGUUAUUAUCCAGAGGAAUCGGAACAAUUGUUAGAAAUUUACAUUUCAAAAGUUUCGUUCUUCUUUAUGAAAAUGAUAAACGUUUAGUACUAUUGCAAGAUAUUUUGAAGCUAGAAAAAGAUGAGCCUGACGAGAUGAUCUCAACAAUCAAAUUGAAACCAUUGGGUUCUGGUCCAGACUACAGAACUGUGCUGAAGGAGAUUCUUGAUAAAAGGGAAAUGAAUAUAAUCCUUGAUUGUAGUUUGGAAACAACAAUGCAAGUAUUAGGACAAGCCAAAGAAAUUGGUAUAUUAGAGAAAUACCACAACUUCUUUUUGACAUCUUUGGACGCACAUACGUUGGAUUUCGAAUCAAUAGGAGGAAAUGCAAAUAUAACUACAAUAAGAAUAAUAAACACAGAAUCUGAAGAAAUCAAUCAGAAAGUGAAGGACUGGGAACUCGAAGAAAUGCAAAAAACGGGACAGAAAAGAGAAAUAUCGCCUUAUUCUGUAACGACAUCCAUGGCCCUCAUGUACGAUGCAGUUCAUCAUUUCGUUGAUAGUGUCAAUAUUCUUCACGUAACACAACGCAUCAAUCAAACUGAACUUUCCUGUGAUAAUCAAGAUAUCAAAUGGGAAGGGGGUUAUAGGAUCACAAGUUACAUGAAAAUUAGAUCUUCAACAUCUGCUCUGACAUAUCCAAUAAGCUUCGAUGAAAACGGUAGAAGAACGAAUUUCACAAUAUACUUGAUCCAAGGAUUCAGGGAGAACGUCAUAGGAUAUUGGCAUCCUGGCCUAGGUGAUAAGUUCCAAUCAAACUUUUCUGCAAAAGAUUUUGCAGCGAAAGUUGUACAGAACUUACAAGCUGAGACUAUAAGGGUUGCCUCAAGAAUCGGUGCCCCAUAUUUGAUGUGGAGAAAAUCUGAAACAGGAGAGCCAUUGUAUGGAAAUGCACGUUUCGAAGGUUACUCCAUGGAUCUCAUCUCAGAAAUAGCUGAGUACUUAAACUUCAAGUUCGAAUUCUACCUAGUGGAGGACGGACAGAUCGGAAAAUAUGAUGAAACGAAGAAAGAAUGGAAUGGACUGAUUAGAGACAUAUUAGACCACAAGGCAGAGUUGGCAAUUUGCGAUCUCACUCUGAAUCAUCAGAGACAAAAGGUUGUAGAUUUCAGUCUUCCUUUCAUGAGUUUAGGUAUUAGUAUUCUUUACAAGCAUUCUGAAGUGAAAGGGUUCAACUUGUUCGCUUUCUUGGAUCCCUUUUCACCAGAUGUAUGGGUAUAUAUGGCAACAUUAUAUCUAGCUGUUACUAUAGUUUUGUUUUUCGUAUACAGAUUGGCACCCGAUGAAUGGGAAAAUCCACAUCCUUGUGAUGAAAAUCCAGAAGAAUUGGAAAAUAUCUGGGAUAUCAAGAACUGUUUAUGGCUGACUUUAGGAUCUAUUAUGGCGCAAGGAUGUGACUUAUUACCUAAGGGAAUAUCAUCCCGUUUAGCUUCUUCCAUGUGGUGGUUUUUCUCCUUGAUUAUGACCAGUUCCUACACUGCCAAUCUGGCGGCUUUCCUGACAGCCGAGAAAUCCGGUCCAACAAUUGAGAGCGCCAAAGAUUUGACUGAUCAAUCAAAGAUCAAAUAUGGUUGUAUGGAUGGCGGUUCAACUCAGAGUUUUUUCAGAGAAUCCACAUUUCCGUUGUACCAAAAAAUGUGGACUCAAAUGAGUCAAAGUCAGCCUUCUGUAUUUGCAGAUAGUAAUACCGAUGGUGUUAAGAGGGUACAAAAUUCUAAAAAUAGCUUGUAUGCUUUUCUCAUGGAAAGCACCCAGUUAGAGUACGAGAGUAUGACCAAAUGUGAUUUGAAACAAGUCGGCCAAAAUUUGGACAGCAAGUUUUAUGCUAUAGCGAUGCCAAUGGGCUCCUCCUAUGUCGGCUUGAUAAAUUCAGCAGUACUUCAUCUGUCAGAGAUUAACAGAUUACAAGAAUUGAAGAAAAAAUGGUGGGAAGAAAAGAGAAAUGAGACGGUUUGCGGGGCAAAAAAGGAACCAUCUGCAUCACUAUCCCUCAAUAGCGUUGGAGGUAUUUUUAUUGUGCUUUUUGUUGGAGUGGGUGUUGCACACCUCAUAGCUAUAGUCGAGUUUUUAUGGAAUGUAAGAGAUGUAUCUGUGGAAGAACACAUAAGUUUCAAAGAUGCACUAAAAAUAGAAAUUAAGUUUGCGCUGAGCUUUUGGAUCAAAAGGAAGAAAACCAAGUGUCCAACGCCUUCGUCUUCAAGUUCACCUAGUACGAACAGCAGAAGUAGGAGCAGAAGCAAAAGUCACAGCAAAACCAGGAGCUUAUUGCGAAGCACCAACUCUCUUUUUUCUAUGAAUAGGUUGAAUGCAAAAGAAUCGACAUGAAGUUAUGAGGUUCUCUUCGAGAGCAAGAAAUAUGAUUUAAAAAUAUUUAUUGUUAACAUAAUAAAACAUUAUAAUUCGAUUUAUAGUAUUGUGUGGACUAAAUAUAGGUAUUGAUCUGUUGAUGAGAAUAAAUAAGUGUAUAUUGGAA
Molecule: messenger RNA, 3040 nt
Organism: Coccinella septempunctata (seven-spotted ladybird)
Lineage: Eukaryota; Metazoa; Arthropoda; Insecta; Coleoptera; Coccinellidae
Product: glutamate receptor ionotropic, kainate 2-like
Exons: 15
Coding region: 121-2892 (923 amino acids)
Biological process (GO): monoatomic ion transport; synaptic transmission, glutamatergic; modulation of chemical synaptic transmission
Cellular component (GO): plasma membrane; postsynaptic membrane
Molecular function (GO): glutamate-gated receptor activity; transmitter-gated monoatomic ion channel activity involved in regulation of postsynaptic membrane potential
Source: RefSeq, a predicted model, not a curated record